This is a messenger RNA of Scheffersomyces coipomensis, 994 nucleotides long. It is a transcript of the gene MRPL6, whose product is annotated as mitochondrial 54S ribosomal protein uL6m. The coding region runs from base 126 to 851 and encodes 241 amino acids. Gene Ontology annotation, molecular function: rRNA binding; structural constituent of ribosome. The record is from RefSeq and is a predicted model, not a curated record. Gene Ontology annotation, cellular component: mitochondrial large ribosomal subunit; ribosome. Lineage: Eukaryota; Fungi; Ascomycota; Pichiomycetes; Serinales; Debaryomycetaceae. The transcript has a single exon. Gene Ontology annotation, biological process: translation.
GGCCCAGUUUUGAAAUUUUUCAUUUCCAACGACCAAAAAUCGAAAAAUCCAAAAAAAAUGUUAUGAGAAUAAAUAUGAUUUAUAUAGAAACUAUAACUACAACCAGAGAUACUUCAUAAGUCAAGAUGAUAUCUUCUAGGGUUAAACCUAUAAUAUCAUCAGCAUCGAUAACUACUACGAGUCGUCACUUCUCCCAUUCUCAUAUCAUACAAUCCAAUAUUGGAAAAUUACCCAUUAAAUUAUCUCACGAUGUUAAUUUAUCGAUUGAAGAUAUCCCAUUAGAAUUCUGUAAAUCAUUCACCAAGGGGAAACAAAGUUAUACUCUUGAUCGUCAAAUCAUCUUAAAGGGUCCAAAGGGUGUGUUGUCUACUCCUAUACCUAAAUUCAUCAACAUCAAUAAAUCAGAACAUGAUAUCGAUGCCUCUACAAAAGAAUCAAUUGUAAAUGUUUCGGUUAAUGAUACUUCUGAUAGAAUCCAACGAUCAAUGUGGGGGACAGUAAGAGCAUUAUUACAAAAUAAUUCAAUCGGUAUUACUGAAGGUCAUUUAUCCAUUGUUAAAUUCGUAGGGACAGGAUAUAGAGCUAUAAUUGAAGAUAAUCCAUAUACUCCAGGUGAAAAAUUAGUGGCUUUAAAGAUUGGAUUACCAUUCACUCCUAAAUUAAGAGUUCCUCAAGGUAUCACUGUUUCAAGUCCAAGUCCAAAUAGAUUAGUAGUGGAAGGAAUUGAUAAACAACAAGUUAAAUUAUUUGCUGCUGUCAUUAGAGAACAUAAAAAACCAGAACCUUAUAAAGGUAAAGGUAUAUUCAUUGAUCAUGAAACCAUCAAAUUAAAAGAAAGAAAGAUCAAGUAAUCGUAUGGUUUUCUUUAUCAUGUUUCUAUUUAUAUAAAUACGCCCUUCCUUCUUGUAUAUAUACGCAUAAUACAUUAUUUCAUCUUAGACUUGUUGAGUUAGUAGUGAUAAUUUAUAUAGUGGUAUAAGAACCUGUAAAAUAU